Messenger RNA from Saccoglossus kowalevskii, 2567 nucleotides. RefSeq lists its product as uncharacterized. The record is from RefSeq and is a predicted model, not a curated record. NCBI's taxonomy places the organism in Eukaryota, Metazoa, Hemichordata, Enteropneusta, Harrimaniidae.
AGCACAUUAUUGUGAGUAUAGCGACGAAAUGUGACAUAGAUGGUACUAUCACUGUUUUCACCCACUAUGUGAUGAGGAGACUACACCACGUAGAGCGGUUCGCCGUCACUAACGCUGUAUAUGCCCUCAGCGAUGGCAUGAAUAACGGCGGCGCAUAUUUCUUCAAAUCCACGGUGUAUGAUCCGGUUGCUAUGACGACGUAUUCGGCGAUACAACCCUCGUUUCUACGUGGUGACAUGAUACGUUAUACGGCGUCGUACUCCAAAUGUAAUGUGAAAACCUUAUGCACCUCUAAUCGGUUUAUGCCAAACCCAUUCCUCGAAUGCAGGGCGUUCGUAUUGGAUCUGGUUGGCAUGGAGAUCUUCACCAGGGAAAGUAUACAUUUCAUAAUAUCGGCGGUAGAUAUCGACGACUUUGGUUGGAGCUGUUUUUUUAAUAAAUUCCCGCGCAGCGUUGCCGAACCCGAGCAUGACCCAAGUACGAAAAUCUUCCGAUUACAACCCAUAGGAUUCAACGACCCAGUUGAUCCCACAGGUGGACCUGUAGAUCCUACCGAUGAUGACGUAGUUCCGACAGAUAAUACUGCUACUGAAGUCUCCUCAGUCCAUAGUAUAAAACUACGAACCGGCGUAGGAUUAACAUCACUGGCGGAAACAUCAUUGAUCUCGCUCAACCAUCCCACGAUGAUCUCUUUCAAAUACGUUGUUUUUCUUUCGUGCUGUAUAUCAGUGCAGUGUGACGAAUCCUCGCGUUAUGACCAGCUGACGGAUGCCAAGCAAGUAAAAGAAGCUCUGGUUGAUGGAUACCCAGUCAAAUUUUUUGUCGAUUUUGAGAAAUGUGAAACGACGAAAAUACCUAUUGCAAUUCCCGAGGUGGACCUGCAGCCACCUUCACAGUACGGCUCGAUUAUCACGGAAUUCCGCGCGACACAAGACGUAACUGGGGAACCAGUCGACAUGCGAUUCACUACAACAAAUAUCAUGCAAUUUCCUGGCGUAUUAGAGCAUAUAUACGUGCACACCGAGGUUGUGCUAUACCCAACUGGCAACGUCACCGUCAAUACCCAUUAUAUCCAACGUAAGGGACUCGUCAAUGCUGGAACAUCUGAGAACGACUGUCUGCUGAAUGACGGUACCAACGACGAGGGCGCCUUCUUUUACAAGUCGACUUUGUAUGAACCUGUUGCUAUGACAACCUAUGAUGAAAUCGAGUCAGCGCUGGUUGAUGGAUACAGUGUACGGUAUGGUGUGGUGUUCACGCGUUGUGGGGAUUUUGGUGGUAGCUCAGAUAUGUUGGGUGCAGGGGACAUGCCACAAUAUUACAUUACAAGAGGUGAGCAAAUUUCCACUGCUACUAGAAGGUUUGCCGCCAAUCCAACUUUAAAUGGUGAAUUUGUAUUAGACACAUUCAGAGUAGACAUCUUCAAAAAUGCUACAGUGAAACUGUCAGUGGCGUCCUUAGAUUUUGAUGAUUUCUCGAGUGUCAGGGAUGAAGAGGUGCUGUGCAGCCUCGAAGACCCAGCUAGUGAUCCACCAGCCUCGAUAUUCAAACUUGUUCCACGCGUUGAUGAGCAGUCCACAGCUCCUGACUCACCGUACCUUAGUCAGUUGGUGACUUCGACGCAAAUUGGGGAAGCAUUGAGUGAAGGUUAUCCGAUGCAGUUCUUUGUCAAUUUUGAAAAUUGUGAUAGGGAUUUGGUAGUUACACCACCGGAGAUAAGCUUGGAGGAACCAACGGACUUUGGAACAAUUAUAGAUGAAUUCCGUGGUACCCGAGACGUCACGGGAAUGGCGGUACAGCUACAAUUCACUGCAACAAAAGUCGCUAAAUUCAGAGGCGUUGAUGACCCCGUGAUCGUUCAUGUUAGUGUGGUGACCAACCCAUCAGGAGCAGUGAGCGUAGCGGUCCAUUAUAUUUCACAGGCCAACUAUACAUCGUUCGGAGUGUCCAACAACAUUUGCCAACUGAAUGAUGGAACGAGCGGUGGUGGUGGUGCUUUCUUCUAUAGGUCGACUCUGUACGAGCCUGAGCCGUUGCAAUCAUUCAAAAAUAUACAGACAGCUGUGACUGACCAAUAUAAUGUCCGUUACGGUGGUUCGUUUAGUCGAUGCGAUGAGGUGUUUAGUGGUGCUGAAACCCUUAGCUCAGGAUUCAUGAAAGUGUUCUAUAUUCUCAAAGACCAAAGGAUCACUGCAUCAAUCAACAAGCUGUAUCAGAAUCCAUAUUACAAUGGUGGCUACGUACAGGACGUAUUCCGUGGUGAUAUAUUCAGCAAUGACACCAUGCAUGCCUCACUACAAACUUUAGACAUUGACAACUUUUUUCAACGUAUCACUGAUGUGAAUGUAGAAUGUCCCAUCAACGACCCGCCUAACGAUCCACCCACAAAAAUAUUUCAAAUGGUCCCCCGUAAAAACGCGCUGCAGACAACUGCCGGCGCUGUGACUGUGACUGUGACUGAGACAGCCGGAACAACAAAGCAGCCCAAAACUGAAACAUCUCGGAGUUCUUUGACGAAGUCAUCUUUCAUAGUCACAUCCAUUGUUUUGUUAGUAUUCUUUUUCUAA